Messenger RNA from Trypanosoma conorhini, 354 nucleotides. RefSeq lists its product as uncharacterized. The record is from RefSeq and is a predicted model, not a curated record. The transcript has a single exon. The coding region runs from base 1 to 354 and encodes 117 amino acids. Lineage: Eukaryota; Euglenozoa; Kinetoplastea; Trypanosomatida; Trypanosomatidae.
AUGCCCGGCAACAAAUUAUAUGAUACAUCCACAAGAGCAGGGGCACCCAAUACAUCCACUCGAGGUUCCACUCCACUUGUUACCGAGAGAACUUUCAGAGUCGCCGAGCAUCGUUUCGUUUUGUGGGGUACCGAAACCACCAGCUCUGACCCAGCACUUAAAAACGUGGUGACUGUUUCCGCGGACUCCAUGUAUGAACCCCCCAAAAAAAGAAGCCCCAAGACCAAAAUGAAAGACUACACUAAAGCCGUAGCAAGAAAAAAAAGAAAAAUCACUGAUUCCAGUAUUCAGACACCAAUCGCAGCAGAAAAAAAAACAAGCAACACCAAUGCGCCAGGGCAAAUACGCGCGUGA